UCUCGAACACUCUAUAGAGACUCAACUUAAUGAGUAUAUGUCUUUCAAAUUAAUAUAGAUUCACAAAUGCUUUCCCAAUGACAUUCUUUAGAGGGUUCUCAGAGAACCAUUUUGAAAUGCAUGUUAAGUACAAAAUGGAUGGCUGAAUGAUAAACCCUUUGAAAGAGUUCUCCAAGCUGAAUUCAUUGGGUAUUCGAGAUUUUAAAGGAAAGAAAUUUAAUGAAAAAUUAGAAAGACUUAGCAAAAUGCUUACAGAAAUAUCAGGGUUUUCAAUAAACGGAUGUUAUCUCCCACUUGAUAGGAAUUUAAAACUCCAACGAUUAGCUUCUCUACUAUCGAAAGUUACAAAGAAAGUUGGAUUUUUUAACUUUACAAUUAAAUCGAGAUGAUUUCAGAAAAUAUUUAUCAUUCUACGCCAGAUCUGAGAGCUUGAAUUUGGUCAUUGAUAUAUUGACACAAAUAAGUUUGACCUUUCUACAGUUUCUCCAAUAGUCAAAUUUGAAGUGUCUGAAUUAAUUUUAUGGCAAUGAACUGAGAUUCAGAGAUCAAUAGAAAUUUCAGGAAAAUUUGAAAUGAUAUUUAUUGCCAUUUCCAAGUCUACCUUGAUAGAUUCACUAAAACAAGUAAAAAUUUCAUAUAACUCCCAACCAAACAUUACCUCCAAAGCCAUACAAUCCAAGUAUGCUCUUCAGCACAUUAACAUAAGUCUCACACCUAAUUUCCCCUUCAUCCCACUCAAAAAGCCCAAAAAGUCACACUUUUUGGCUUGAUUUCUUCAAUAA
Moneuplotes crassus is the source of this 782-nucleotide messenger RNA. The record is from the annotation of a GenBank genome assembly. NCBI's taxonomy places the organism in Eukaryota, Ciliophora, Spirotrichea, Euplotida, Euplotidae.